This is a messenger RNA of Stegodyphus dumicola, 2005 nucleotides long. RefSeq names its product NAD(P)HX dehydratase (gene Naxd). Lineage: Eukaryota; Metazoa; Arthropoda; Arachnida; Araneae; Eresidae. The record is from RefSeq and is a predicted model, not a curated record. Gene Ontology annotation, molecular function: ATP-dependent NAD(P)H-hydrate dehydratase activity. Gene Ontology annotation, biological process: metabolite repair.
UUUGUUUUGGACUGAUUCGAAACGGUGAAUGUGGUAGAGGAUGAAUCCCGACUUGAAAGCUGAAGUUGAAUUAAUUAUUCCAAUUCUGUCAAACAAAUCACAUAAAGGCCUUGAUGGCAGAAUAGGUGUAAUAGGCGGAAGCAAAAACUACACUGGUGCACCAUACUUUGCGGCUAUAUCUGCCUUGAAAACUGGUUGUGAUCUCGCCCAUGUAUUUUGUACGAAAGAUGCUUCUCCGGUUAUAAAAUCUUAUAGUCCAGAACUUAUCGUACACCCUAUUCUAGACAGCCCUAAUUUCAUUGAAGAAAUUUCAGGGCAUCUACCUUAUUUGCACUCCCUCGUAAUUGGUCCUGGAUUAGGUCGUGAAGAAUCUAUUUUUGAAUCUACGCGGGAGUUGAUAAAAUUAGCAAAGGAAAGCAAAUUGCCGAUAGUAUUUGAUGCUGACGCAUUAUUUCUUUUGAAAAAUACACCAGAUUGUAUUGCGGGUUAUAAAAAUGCUAUUCUCACACCUAACAAAGUCGAAUUUGGUCGGCUGUAUAGUGCAGUAUCAAAUGAGCAAAUAGAACAUGAUUUUACUGAUAAACAUGUUGCACAAGUAGCAAAACUUCUCGGUAAUGUCACUAUAGUUAAAAAAGGUCUUGUGGAUGUAAUAUCAGAUGGUAUUGAUACAAUAGUUUGUGCUGAAGAAGGUAGUCCACGACGUUGUGGUGGACAGGGUGACUUAUUGUCAGGAUCCUUAGGCGUAUUUAACUUUUGGGCUCAGAAUUAUAGUAAGCGACAGUCAAAACCUGGUAAUUUGUCCUGCAAUGCAACCAUUAUAGCAGCACUGGGAGCAUGCAUGUUAACAAGAAGAUGUAACAAAUUAGCAUUUCAGAAGUUCCAAAGAAGCACUCUGACAAGUGAUAUGGUUUCUGAAAUUCAUAAUGCCUUUUCCUCUUUGUUCCCUGCUUUAACAUGAUUGUGAAGUAGGUAUGCUAAAAAAACUGUGCCCAUUUUGUGUUGUAUAUAUUCCAAGAAAUGAAUUAAAUUUUCAAAUUUUGUCCAGUAUUUAAUGUUUAGUAGAGUAUAUAAUCUUCCAAACUAAACCUUUUUAUUAUAUAUACAUAAAAUAAAAUAAAUAAAUAAAUAAAUAAAUAAAAAUAGAAAUAUGUUAAGCAAACUUUUAAUUUUAAUUGGCAAUAGCCCCAUAUAAUUUUCAUUUUAAUUUGGGUAUUUUUCCUUUCUGUCCUAAAAAUAAUAAUAUAUACUACUGUGCCAUUUCAAAUUAAUCCAUAUCAUAUAAUCUUACAUAAUGCUGCUAAUACAGGUACAUUUAAGCAUAUCAGAUUUCAACUGAAAUCAAGCUUCUUUGAGAACUAUAACCUUUUGACUCUUUCCCAACCUUUCUUUUGAAUGUGACACACUCCUGCUUUACUUACUUUGAGCUAAUGUGUCCUUGCUUUCCUCUCUAUUUUAUCCAUUGUGUUUGUCUUAAGAUGUUGAAAAGGUGCAAAAAUGGGAAGAAUGGAUGCUAAUUGCAUCCAUAAUGAUGUGUGAAUCAGAAUAUGCUUCUAAAGAAUUGGUUUGUCCAGAAAUAAAAUGUAUUGAAUAGUCACAAAGGUUACAUCUGAUUGCAAAUACAGAUUCUACAUGCUAGUGCCAUUUCUAACUAUUGGCCAUGAUUAAAAGUACAUGUCUUCUCUUGCAUCCUAAAUUAUUGCAUUUAUAAAGAAUUGGCAGAAUGAGUUAAUCUUUAAUGUGCAUCAAGAAGUUCAUCUACGAAAUUAAAAAGAAGUGUUGUUUGUGACCAAAUUUUCAAAGACAAUCAAAUUUUCAGUGCAGGGCAUAAUGUAUCUAUUUAAAUUAUUGCUUAUAUAAGAGAAAUGUCAAGAAGUGAAAGAAAGGAAAAAAUUGUUUAAUUAAGUUACUUACUAAGUCUUAACAACAAUUAUGCAGUGCUUCAAAACAAGUGAGAACUUGAGCUGCAAGUAAAAUAAAAAUAUUUCAGCAUUGUGUUUAUGGUAAA